GCUGGACGCUGUUCUGCAACCAAGGGAGGGCGCCCGUUUCACGCGCACCGCUUGCGUCGGUGCAUGGCCGGGUCAGGCAGGCUGUGACGCUCGCUGCCCGAAGACAAGGCUGCGCCGCCUCCGCAUAGUCACCACCAGCGCAACCAACGUCGCCCACCACUCUCUCACUUGCCCUCCUCCGCUUCACGCAACGACCCGUGCCCAUUACUACUCCUGCGCGCUGGACAUGAACACUCCCCACCUCCACAACUCCACCACCUCGCCUUAUCAGUCCCGCUGCACCACCGCCUCGUCAUCCCGCGCCAUCACUUGAUCCGCGCCCACGCCGCAGAGAGCCCCGACGACGACCACGACCACAGUCGCCCGCCUUUCCGCCUCCACACACAUUGCGCCUGCCUUACAUGUCGACGGGCCAAAGUAUAGCGUCUCCACGCGCCCCGCGCGGCCAGCACCGCCAGCCGAGCGCAUCGCAGCCCGGGCAGGAGAACACCAACGGCGGCAGACAUUCGCAACGCCGAUCGAGAGGCGGCCGCAACCACAACAAUGCUGCGCAUGCCUCGCCAAGCAAGCUUCCAAAUGCCGAGCCCUCGUUCUCAGAGGGUGGCGCCUACACCACCGACGAUGCCCGCGCGCACCCAGGCCCGCGCAGCGGGAAGAAGCACAUGCGUGGCCAGCCGUCGCACGAUCGCACAUCCACAGCCGUGGGCGCCCAGACCUCCCUGACCGACACCGAGGCCAUCACCAACCGUGCUUCUGCCACGCCCAUGAAGAAUCAAGGCGCAUACGCCGGCCCUACCUUCCACGCCUCGCCCGCACCCUCAGCCUUGCCGAUCCCCAAGUUUCUGUCUCGUUCUGUGCCCGCCAAGACCGCUUCUGGUCCACCCACGCCUCCACCAGACCACAGCUCUGAUUCCGCCGACUCGCUGAGCCCGUCUCCUUCACCGUCGCGCGCCCCGAUUGCAAUCCCCGCACGUCAUGAAGACUCUCCUCUCGACAUGCUGUUCAGGGCCGACAAAGCGGAGAGGGCUAAAAACAUCAAUUUCAGUCCAAACGCGCACCAGGUCCGGCCUCAGCCGCCGCCGCUGCAGCAAGAGUACAACGUCUUUCCCAUGGAGCUCGACGGAGAAAGCAGGAACUCGCAGGGACCUCCUCUGUUUCAGUCUCCAACUGGACAUCGGUCCACAACAGACCCUUCAAAGCUGCCUCAAUUUAGAGAUGUUCAACAGUCGGACAGUGGAAACGACGUAAUGCAGGAUCUUAUGAACAAGCUUUCAAUGUCGCAGAAGAAGCCCAACGCCGCAAUGGAAACUCCUCCUCGACAGGCUGCACAAGCUCCUGGCAACUUUCAGGGGCCUCAGCACACUCCUUCCCCGUUUAACACGGGUAGACCUUCGGCCAACCGCAGCGUUUCAGGUCCCUCGACCCCCGCGCAAGCCCCUCAGGACGGCCCUGAUUUCUUCUAUGGCAAUCGCAAUCUUUCACCAAUGUUCAAAGCAGCCCAGGGCGACACUCCAAAGCGCAACUCUAGCCUCCGCACCGAAGUUACGGCGGACUCUCCUACAGGCCAGCAAGGCAUUUUCCAAGACUUCCCAUCUAUUUCAUCUGGAAAUGCCAUCGACCCCAAUGCAUUCGCGCGCGGUCAGCCCGCUGGCGAUGCUCAGGGUCCGGCAAAUGCACGUCGUGGAUCUGUGCCCUAUGGCCAGAACCAACAAAGGCAGCCCAACAAGCAUCGUCAGGACGCUCAUCAACGCGGCCGGGGCAAUUUCCACGGACAAGGACCUAGAAACGGCCGACCGACUGCAAACUCACCUGCCGCACCUGCUAAGCCAGCUACAACCAUGAUGUCUUUCGUGCCCGCCUCAGUGUCCGCGAAACCGAAGCCAAAAUUGGAGCAGCAGCUGGCUGCCUCUGCGCCUCCGUCCACGACUGUACCCCCUCCCCAGUCCUCAGCACCCGAAACGUUGGCUUUGGAGCAGGAUCUCAAGCGCAUGCUCAACCUCAACAUCUCUGGACAGGGGGUUCGAUAG
Boeremia exigua is the source of this 2027-nucleotide messenger RNA. RefSeq lists its product as uncharacterized. The record is from RefSeq and is a predicted model, not a curated record. Lineage: Eukaryota; Fungi; Ascomycota; Dothideomycetes; Pleosporales; Didymellaceae. Bases 402 to 2027 code for a protein of 541 amino acids. The transcript has 2 exons.